UAUGGGCUGCGUUUCUUUGUGGAUCAUUCUGCUGUCACUUUCACUCUCUCAACAAAGUGUUGCAGCGCGACCUGAAGUUUGCAGGACGGUGGGCCGGGCGGACCUGGUGUUUCUGGUGGACGAGUCCAGGAGUGUGGGUCAGGCCAGCUUUUCCAGAGUCAAAGAUUUCAUCUCAGCAGUGAUUUCCUCCUUUCAGGACAGCGUGAUGGGAGCUGAGGGGGUUCGCUUCGGAGUCACCGCCUUUGGGGACGUUCCCAGGAUGCCGGUAGCUUUGACAGACCACGGCACCCUGGAGGACGUGCUCGCAGCCGUCAGAGAGCUCACCUACGAGGGCGGUGCCAGGAGGACUGGCACUGCCUUGCAAUUUCUUGUUGACUCUGUCUUCAGCCCCGCCAUCAGUCGAGACUUCACUCCAAAGGUUGCUGUUUUGAUCACAAACGGACGUUCGGACGACCAGGUUGAACCUGCGGCCAGAGCCGUAGCAGACGAAGGAAUUACGCUCUUUGCAGUCGGUGUCCGGGGAGUGGAUGAGUCGGAGCUGAGAGGGAUUGUGUCUGAGCCCUACGAGGAGCAUCUGUUACAGAGCCCUGACUUCUCCCUGCUGGAGACGAUCCUCCCCAAGCUGUCCCGCAGGGUCUGCUUCACGGCCUCGGAGCCGCCACGGCCAAAAAAAACCAAGCAAACAACUGAGGAGCGUGUCGUGGGUCCCAGGGACCUGCAGGUGAGCGAGUUGGCCCACGCCUCCCUCAGACUGACGUGGAGCCAGGCCACAGGUGACGUGACCGGGUACCGGCUCCUGGUCACCCCGGUCAGCUCCCAGGGACAGCUCCUCCCCGCCCAGCAGAGAGUGAUGGAUCUGAAGGCAGAUGUGAGCACCGUCAUCGUGACGGAGUUGAGUCCGAAGGCGGAUUAUUCCCUCACUCUGUACGCCGUGUACCCGAGCCUUAUAGGGGACUCUGCAACCAUCACAGUGAAGACAACCCCUUUGCCCAAAGUGUCAAACUUCCGCGUUAUUGAGGAGGGUUUGUUCUCUCUGCGCCUCGGCUGGACUCCUCCCCUGGGGAAGCUCAGUGGAUUCAAGAUCUUUAUCCCAAGAUCCCAGCGACCAGGAUUAACGUACGAGCAGCUGCUUCCUGGAGACGCCUCCUCUCAUGUGAUCGACAGCCUGGAGGGGGAUAAGAAGUACACCAUCAGUAUUUAUGCCAUUUACCCCCAAGGACCGAGUGAACCUGUUUCAUUAGUGGGAAAGACACUGAAGCUGGUACCGGUGCAGCAGUUUCUGGUGCAGAACGCCACCACCGACACCGUCCAAGCAAGGUGGGCGUCAGUCAAAGGAGCCUCGGGAUACCGUCUCACCUGGGCCACUCCAGACGGCGACAUUGAAAACAUAAACCUUGGGGACAACUUUAACUUCUACAUGAUCCAGGGCCUCCGUCCAGGUUCUGACUACACCAUCACCAUCAACCCCAUCUUUGGAGACAUUGAGGGGCCUGUCACCUCCACCAACGUCAACACACUGGACAGUAGUGCGGUUCAGACUCUGACGGUGUCUGCAGUGAGCACCAGUACGGCCGUCAUCUCCUGGAACAGCGUCCCGGGGGCCACGGGGUACAGGCUGGCCUGGGGGCCCACCCCAGAGUUUGUGGGCCGGGAUCGUCCCAGGCAGUUGGCUCUGAACGGCAGCAUCACCGAGUACCAGCUGAAGAACGUGGCCCAUGAUACGGAGUACGUCCUGACUCUGUACGUGCUGUUUGGAUCGUUGGUUGGACCUGGAAUCUCUGGAACCUUCAAAACCUCUCCUUUGGGUUAUGUGUCCAACUUCAAGGUGACGUCCUACACCAGUUCCUCCAUAGAUGUUGAGUGGAGUCCCAUUGUUGGAGCUACGGAGUACAAACUGUCCUGGGACACGGAUGAUAAGCCGGCCCAGUCCCAGUAUCUGGACCGCAGCGUCCUCUCCCACCGAAUCCUAGACCUGAACCCGCGGUCCACGUACACCGUCACCAUCCGUGCCGUUUACGGCAACUCGGAGGGGCCAGAAAUCUCCCUGUCUCAGCUCACAGCUGCGGUCUCGGACUCUGGGCCGAUCCAGGCCGUGAGUGGGGUGAAAGUCGUGGACGUCGGGGUAAACUCCUUCACCCUGUCCUGGAAGAAAACACCAGGGGUUUCUGGGUACAAAAUCUCCUGGGUGCCCUUCCUUGGAGGUAACGAGAAGUCCCAGGUGGUGUCUGCGUCUUCCACCUCCUUCACCAUCCUCCAGCUGCAGCAGAGCUCGGCUUAUAAAAUCCAGGUUUCCCCCAUCGUGGGCAGCAGAGAGGGCGGCCCGGUCCUGGUCACCGCUCGCACCCUGGAUCUGCCAAAAGUGGAGGGAUUUAUUGCUCUGAACACGACCGACAGCAGCACCGUCCUGAACUGGACACGCGUGGCCGGCGUCUCUGGAUACUUCCUCUCCUGGAGACACAUCUCAGUGCUGGAUACAAAGACGGAGACCCUGAGUCCUUCCUUCUCCUCCUUUAAGAUCGGAGACCUCCUGUACGGCAGGACGUACAUCUUCACCAUCCGACCUCUGUACGGAGAGGUGGAGGGGCCUAUAAGCACCAUCUAUGAGAAAAUAUUGCAGGGAGAUGAUCCUGUUAAAGCGGGCCAGCCUGUGCAAACCACCGCGGCUCCAAACUCCAUCCGUAUCACGACCGGCUCCCAGUCUGCCUCCGACGGCGAUGCUGUCGUCACUCGAUCCGCCACAGAGGCCACCGGGCAUCCAACCGCUCCGUCAACCGCUAAACCCUUCACCGCUAAGACUCCGAGAGUCACUGAAGCCAAAGCAGCUGCAGACGCGUCCCUAAAGUUCACCCCGGUGAGGAGCACAAAGACAACCGCUCCACAGCCAGUGUGUGGGAAGCUGAAAGCCGACGUGGUGUUCCUGGUGGACGAGUCCUCGAGCAUCGGCGUCAACAACUUCAUCAAGAUAAAAGACUUCAUCUUCCGCGUGACCACGUACUUCCCCGUCAUCGGUCCACGAGGCACACAGGUGGCCGUGGUUCAUUACAGCGACGAGCCUCGCAUUGAGUUCCGUCUAAGUGACUACAAGGACAGAAACUCGGUGCUCAGGGCCGUCCGGGGGCUGCGUUACGGAGGAGGCAACACCAGGACAGGAAAAGGCAUCAGCUACGUUCUGCAAGAGCUGUUCCAGGAGUCUUUGGGGAUGAGGCAGGACGUGGCCCACGUCCUGGUUCUGAUCACAGACGGCCGGGCCCAGGAUGACGUGACGCCGCCGUCCAGAGUCGCACACGCUUUGGGGGUCAGCAUCCUGGCUGUCGGGGUUUCUAACGCAGACAUCGAGGAGCUGAAUAAAAUUGCAUCUCCCACCAGCUACAAAAACAUCUUCUACUCCCCGACCUUCGACGGCUUCCCCUCCGUAGAGAGAGAAUUUAUCAACAGCCUCUGCGGUGAGGAACUUCUCUCCGAGUUCACUCUGCAGGACGAGAGUGCUCAGUUAGACACUCCAACUGAAGACCCGGAGGAGCAGGAAAAGCCUCAGGGUCCCUGCUCCUCCCAGUGUGUAAAGGGACAGAAAGGAGAAAGGGGGGAUGAUUCAGGUCUUGGAGGGCUGAGAUUCAGGCAAAGCCCCGGACGUUAUGAUCCUUUCACGUCCUCCAAAGGAGAGAAAGGAGAGAAGGGACCGACUGGAACAGAUGGUAUCCCUGGGUUGCCAGGGCGACCGGGAAGAACUGGACCCCCGGGUUCAGCCGGACAACGGGGCCCUGCAGGCGUCCCGGGUGACAUGGGUCAACCUGGACAGACUGGCUCUAAGGGGCAGAGGGGGGAACGGGGGGAUCCUGGAUAUGUUAUAGCCGGCACCGAUUCAAACUUUCUACCCGGGCGAAAAGGAGAGCCCGGAUCUUCUGGCCCCCAGGGACCACCUGGAGUGCCGGGUAUCAACGGAGCUCCGGGUCUGCCGGGCCCGUCAGGACCGCCGGGCACACCGGGACUAUCUGUCAAGGGAGAUCAAGGAGAGCCAGGAGCAAAAGGCGUACGGGGGAAGCAGGGCAUGAAAGGAGACAGAGGAGAGGCGGGAAAAGACGGCAUUGCGGGUUUGCCUGGACCUAUCGGCAUCGAUGGGGUACCAGGGCUACCAGGUCUGAGAGGAGAUAAGGGUGAAGAAGGAAUUGGUAUACAAGGCAAUCAAGGUCCUCGUGGAGAGCCGGGACAGAAGGGGAAUAUUGGUUUAAUAGGACCGGUGGGCUUUAAGGGCGAGCGUGGAGAGCAAGGCAUCCAGGGAAUCGUCGGCCCUCGGGGGAAGAAGGGAUUCAAAGGGGAGAAAGGUGAUAAGGGAGACCGUGGAGAAAUUGGACCUAUUGGACCAAAAGGACUCCAAGGACUGACGGGGCCGAUAGGGCUGAAGGGAGACGAAGGUCCACGAGGAACCCCUGGAGAUCCGGCCAAGGGUAUAAUCGGUCCAACUGGAAAAAAAGGAACCAGGGGAGACGUUGGUCCAGUUGGUUCCACGGGUCCCCAGGGCAUCAAAGGAGAACAAGGGAACAAAGGAGAAAAGGGAAGUCCUGGUUUUGGAAUUCCUGGACAGCAGGGACCCAAGGGGCUGAACGGUGAACGGGGAAAUGUUGGUUUGUCUGGAAGACCAGGACCAAAGGGAAAAGAUGGAUUUAAAGGCGACAAAGGGACUGUUGGUUUGCCUGGCAAUCCUGGAGAACCUGGAUUAAGAGGUAAAGAUGGAUCUGGAGCUGACGGGGAAAAAGGAGUGAAGGGCGACCAAGGACCAGCCGGAGAAUCGGGUGAAAGAGGAAUAAGGGGUCCACUAGGGUUACCAGGGCGACCGGGCGACGCCGGUGAAAAAGGCGACGCUGGGAAUCUGGGUCAACCUGGAACUGAUGGAGGUAAAGGAGAUAAAGGAGAGCCGGGGAAACCUGGGCCUCCAGGAACACAAGUUAAUGGAGAAAACAACAUCCUGGCCAGAGUGAUUAAGGGGGAUCAAGGAGAGCCGGGUCAGCCUGGCAUUAGAGGAGAAACGGGUCUACCAGGACCCAGAGGUCCAGAGGGGAAACCUGGACGGCCAGGGACGUCUCUGGGUGGUGGAGGAAGCAACGGUGUUGAUGGGGAACCAGGAAAACCAGGAAUGAAGGGUGACAAGGGACAACAAGGGGAACCUGGUUUGAGUGGAGACAAAGGCGGGCUUGGAAUAGCAGGGAUUCCUGGUUUGCCAGGAAUUGCAGGAAAAGCCGGCUCUGAUGGGAAGAGAGGUCCGACAGGAAAAGAAGGAGAAAAGGGACUGAAAGGAGAUGAUGGAACAAAGGGUGACAAAGGAGAUUCAGGUGCAAACGGCAAAGACGGGAGCAAAGGGGAACCAGGAGCUCCGGGGAAGCAAGUACUCGUCACUACUGAGGGCUCCACAAUUGAUGAAAUCCGUCAAGCAUUUCCACUUCCAAUGGGUCCUCCAGGCGCAACCGGUUCACCGGGACUUAAGGGAGAGAGAGGAGACGGAGGCCCUAAAGGGGAGAAGGGUGACGCUGGCGCUCCUGGAAAGUAUCUUGAAAUGAAGGACGUUGAGGAGAUGUUUGAAUCCUACGGUAUCAGGCUGCCUGUGCUGAAGGCUUUGAUUGACAGGUUGCUGCAGGACGGAGUGGACGAGCUGCUUCACGUUCUCAACACCUCCAAGAAAACAAAAGACAACACGGGGACUCAAACCAACGUCAUCGCCGAGUACACGAAUUCUCUCAAAUUUGAGAAGCAGCCGCUGUUGGAUCUGAAAACCGAGGAACCUGACACACUCGACCAGACUCCUGAAACCCUGUUGAAUGAAACCUUAAAUGAGACUUUGGAGACUCUGUGGACUCUCACGGCGGCGCAGGGAGAGCAGAAUCUGAACGGGAGUGAAACCGGGUUAAAGGGAUCAGGAGAGAAGGAGACUGUAAACUGGGACGUGAAUAACGCAACCUCAAACCUGAGUGUUGACAACUCUACUUUCAGUUAUAUCACAGUUAAGGAGUCGGUUUCAGAGUUACCUGAAACUGUAAAGGAGACUGUUGUCCUCACUCAGGAGGACCAGCUGAAGAAGAAUCCGUCAACGAAGAAGAAGAACAGGGAACGUGGGAAAGUAAAGCUGCCAACAACAACAGUUAUCAAUACCCAUCAAACUGAUGUUAUCCUGCUUGAUCAAGAGAAUGAGGGGGAGAAGGAGAAGGAGUCCAGUCUGGAAGUGAAGAGACCUGUGCGUAAAGAUAUAGAGUCGUACGGAGGUGGUGGAGAGAGAGAAAGCAGUGACCAUCAGAUUGUGCAGCUGUAUCUGAAGUCCAAGGAGACGGGCCUGGCGUUUGCAAACACCAGUUUUGUUUUCUACAACUGUAGCGUGCACAAAUCGUGUCUGUCCUGUGUGAGCAGUCCCUACCAGUGCCACUGGUGUAAAUACAGACACGACUGCACCCACGAUCCUCGCACGUGCUCCUUCCAGGAGGGCCGGGUCAAGAAGCCCGAGGGCUGUCCCCAGCUGCUGCCUGCAGAACGGAUCCUGGUACCGGUGAACGUGGUGAAGCCCAUCACCCUGCGGGCCAAGAACCUUCCCCAGCCCCAGUCCGGACAGCGAGGCUACGAGUGUCUGCUCACCAUCCAGGGAAACGAGCACCGAGUCCCCGCCCUGCGCUUCAACAGCUCCUCCGUGCAGUGUCAGAACACAUCGUAUUUCUACGAUGGGAUGGAGAUGAGCAGUCUUCCCGUGGAGCUGACCGUCAUCUGGAAUGGAGAUUUCAGCAUCGACAACCCCGCCCACAACAAAGCACGUACCGUUAACCUGCGCUAG
Molecule: messenger RNA, 6805 nt
Organism: Cololabis saira (Pacific saury)
Lineage: Eukaryota; Metazoa; Chordata; Actinopteri; Beloniformes; Belonidae
Product: collagen alpha-1(VII) chain-like
Exons: 77
Coding region: 2-6805 (2267 amino acids)
Molecular function (GO): protein binding
Source: RefSeq, a predicted model, not a curated record